AAAACAUUAUGGGGCGGUUCUUCGAGUGGGCUGUCUCGGUCCCUGUACUGUCUCUGAUACUAGCUAGCACGUCAUUGUAGCUGAGAACAGCUAGCUAGCAAACGUUAGCUAUCAAAACAACCCCAAACCCUGGGGCUGCAUUUAACAAAAUAUGCAAAAGUAUGAAAAGCUUGAGAAGAUUGGAGAGGGUACAUAUGGAACGGUUUUCAAAGCAAAAAAUAGGGAGACGCAUGAAAUCGUGGCUUUGAAAAGAGUUAGAUUGGAUGACGACGAUGAGGGCGUCCCAAGUUCUGCCCUGCGAGAAAUUUGCCUCCUAAAAGAACUGAAGCAUAAAAAUAUUGUGAGGUUGCAUGAUGUUCUGCACAGUGACAAGAAGUUAACAUUGGUGUUUGAAUUUUGUGAUCAGGAUCUAAAGAAAUAUUUUGACAGCUGCAAUGGAGACCUCGACCCAGAAACUGUCAAGUCGUUUAUGUACCAACUUUUGAAGGGGCUUGCCUUCUGUCACAGUCGGAAUGUUCUCCACAGAGACCUGAAGCCACAGAAUCUCCUUAUCAACAGGAAUGGAGAAUUGAAGCUGGCUGACUUUGGUUUGGCUCGAGCGUUUGGAAUUCCAGUGAGAUGUUACUCAGCAGAGGUUGUGACAUUGUGGUACAGGCCCCCAGAUGUGCUCUUCGGUGCUAAGCUUUAUUCUACCUCCAUUGACAUGUGGUCUGCCGGAUGCAUUUUUGCAGAGUUGGCAAAUGCUGGAAGGCCUCUUUUCCCAGGUAAUGAUGUUGAUGACCAGCUGAAGAGGAUCUUCAGAUUAUUGGGUACACCAACUGAAGAGCAAUGGCAGACAAUGACGAAGCUUCCAGAUUACAAGCCGUAUCCAAUGUAUCCAGCCACGACGUCCCUGGUGAAUGUUGUACCUAAACUCAGUAGCACAGGACGGGAUCUGCUGCAGAAUCUGCUGAAGUGUAAUCCUAUUCAGAGGAUUUCUGCAGAGGAGGCAUUGCAGCACCCCUACUUCGCCGAUUUCUGCCCACCGUAGACAAGAUGCCAAAACGCACUCAAAUGAACCUCAGCUAUCGAAAUCAAUCCUCUUUCACUUUAUCUUCUCAAUAAGACCCGUCAAAUUCCCUGCAAGGCUCAUCUUCCAGCACCAAAUGUUUUAACAAAGAGACUUACCUAUAGGAUAUCAUGUUGUGCCUCCUACUUGGUUUAAGUCUAUGUUAGCUCUGCAAGGUUGUAGAUUAUGUUAGCAAGCCUGUCUGUGAAGUGCAUUAGGCAUACAUUGAAACAUGUAGCAACGAACAAAUUUGGAUCCGGAGAAACAGUGUAUCCUUCUGAAUCAAUAUCUGCAGUGUAGUAGGCGGUUUUUACAGUUGAAGUAGCAUGCUGUGUAAUAUACUGGCAAAACUAGGUAUUUGAAAACAUUGUUCAAAUAGUUUUGAUGCGCUGCUGCUCUUAAAGAACCACUCCAGUCACAUGAUCACCUGAUUGAAAUUGCCAAACUCUUUUAGAAACAGUUUUCAAAAUGUAUUCUCACCUUGUCUCUCACUUAUCACCACCAAUCACGAUCAGAGUGAGGAUCAGGUUGUUUCAAACACCAAGAAUCAAUCCUCUUAUUCUGUCUUCUAAAUCAAUGACUGCUUUGCAAGCUGUGACUUUUCAGCUGGAAAGAGAUUGCAAGUGGAUGAUCAUGACGGGAGUGGCUCUUCAGCUAGUAAAUAUUGCAUGAAUAGGUCAUGAUAAGAUAGAAGACUUUCAUAUCUUCCUUGUCAACUAUUUUCCACUCACUUUAAUAGAUUGUACAACAGAGGGAGGUUUAUUUAUAUUCAUCAGUUACUUCUCAGGCUUUCUAUUUAGAUUUUUAUAUACUUUUGUGAACUUUGUAAAUGACAGUUGCUUUUAUAGUUUAGAUAUCAUCCGCUCUUUCAAGUAUAGUUGAACACUGAAAGUUGGGGUAUUGUCAAACCUGGGGCCAAUAGAUGAGCAAUAUGAAUAGUGGACAAUACUUACUUGUCGUUGCGUUUUAGUAAAUUUUUUUGUUUAAUUUAGGAACUUUCUACCAUUUUAUCAGUGACCUGAUGUCUUACAGCUUAGUGAAAGUGAAGUGAGGGAGGAAGCCCAUUCAUACCCGGUAUUACAACAUCAUCAUUGUUUUGCACCAUUUUGACUUUGGCUGUGUUUAAUCAAAGAGGUAACUUAGGCCAAGAACUAACUAGGUGUGCAGUUUUAUUUCACUGCAACCUUAACUCACAAAAGCCAAUAUUGUAAGUCAUCUUUGAAAUCUACUACCAAAAUAUUGGUUUUCGUCAAUAGGGGAAAUUAUUUUCAUUUUGAUGGAGAAAAUAUAGAAUGCAUGUAUUUAUUGAUAAUUUGAAUGUCUGCUUAUGUGUGUAUUUAGUCUUUUAUACAACACAAAUUACUUUUCAUGAGUUGAAGAUGCUCCAUCUAUAAAAAUAAUGUGUGACUUAAUGCAUGGCAUUUGCAUGGCUCUGUAUAUUAUGCAUUAUACAUUGACAGUUUGUAUGUUUGGAUUCUAAGUACAGAAUAUCUGGGGAGAUUACAAGAUUCAUGCAAAUUUGGUGCUUACGUUAGAGCAGACUGCUAUAUAUUAUUAGUUGAAAUCUGAUGAUGUUCAUUUUUAGUUUGAAGAGUGAACUUUGCACUUUCCUAUUAUUGUUGUUUUAUUGUAGGACUUUGGUCAUGUACAAUUUUUGUCAGUCAGUGGUUUGAAACAAAAGUUCUAUAUUCAAUAAAGUUGACUCAAAAUGU
Messenger RNA from Esox lucius (northern pike), 2760 nucleotides. It is a transcript of the gene cdk5, whose product is annotated as cyclin-dependent kinase 5. Gene Ontology annotation, cellular component: nucleus; cytoplasm. Gene Ontology annotation, molecular function: cyclin-dependent protein serine/threonine kinase activity; ATP binding. The record is from RefSeq and is a predicted model, not a curated record. Bases 152 to 1030 code for a protein of 292 amino acids. The transcript has 12 exons. Gene Ontology annotation, biological process: axonogenesis; neuron apoptotic process; synaptic vesicle transport. Lineage: Eukaryota; Metazoa; Chordata; Actinopteri; Esociformes; Esocidae.